Molecule: messenger RNA, 531 nt
Organism: Aspergillus pseudonomiae
Lineage: Eukaryota; Fungi; Ascomycota; Eurotiomycetes; Eurotiales; Aspergillaceae
Product: response regulator
Exons: 2
Coding region: 1-531 (176 amino acids)
Biological process (GO): phosphorelay signal transduction system
Source: RefSeq, a predicted model, not a curated record
AUGUCCAGCAGACCGGAUUCAUUCCGAGCUUCCCGCUCCAUGAGCUAUCCAACCGACAAGCGAACAAAAACCAAUCUGCACAUCCUAGUGGCCGAAGACGAUCCCACAAAUAGCACCAUCCUGCGCAAGAGACUAGAAAUGUCUGGACAUACGGUCUAUCUAACGAGGGAUGGGAAAGAGUGUGCAUCCGUGUUUCGAGAAAAGGCAAAUUGUUUCGAUGCGGUGUUGAUGGACUUACAAAUGCCAGUAGUUGACGGCUUGACCGCAACGAAGAUGAUUCGGGAAAGUGAACAAUCCUCUGCCAGGGGCGAGGCACUUCAAAAGCGUGUACCGAUAUUAGUUGUUUCUUCGUCCUCAAAGGAGAAAGAUCGACAAAUAUACAUCGACACUGGAUUCGAUGGGUGGAUUAUGAAGCCGGUUGGUUUGCAUCGGAUUGGCGAUCUGUUGGAUGGGGUCUACGAAAACGAACGUCGCAGCAAUUAUAUCUACAGGCCCGGGAUGUGGGAUGAAGGUGGCUGGUUUGAAGGAUGA